Molecule: messenger RNA, 426 nt
Organism: Thlaspi arvense
Lineage: Eukaryota; Viridiplantae; Streptophyta; Magnoliopsida; Brassicales; Brassicaceae
Source: the annotation of a GenBank genome assembly
AUGGCUAUUGUAGAUGAACCCAUCCUUUCAAGAUUGGAUCGUAUUGAUCUCAUGGUGAGGAAGCUAGAGGAGAUGAAAGGAAGCUCACCAAGAAGCUCGAGCCCAUCGACUCCAUCGAGUGGGACACAGCCAUCGUCACUGGAUCUGUCGUCGCCGAGGAGCACAGGGAAGCUACAGUGCCGGUCGAUGGAGCAAGUGAUGGAGGAGACUGAGCGUAAAGGGACUUUGCUAGAGAGACUAAACAAUGUAGAGGAGCAAGUUCUUAAGCUGUGUUCACAGUUUGAGGAAGAGGUGGGAGAAGGGAGAAAGAAAGAGGAGAAGAGCGAGAAAAAGACGAAGAAGAAGAAGGGAUUGAGGAAGUUGGUUGAUAAAGUUGUUGGAUCUUCUUCUCCGACUGAUACCCAUUCCAAGAGCUGGCGUUGCUGA